This is a messenger RNA of Fraxinus pennsylvanica, 873 nucleotides long. NCBI's taxonomy places the organism in Eukaryota, Viridiplantae, Streptophyta, Magnoliopsida, Lamiales, Oleaceae. The record is from the annotation of a GenBank genome assembly.
AUGAAUAUGAACAAUGUCAAGGUUCCCAAGAUGCCUAGUGGCGGUGCUGCCUCUGCUUUAAUCAAGUUGGGUGUUAUUGCUGGUCUUGGUGUGUACGGAGUUGCUAACAGUCUCUACAACGUUGAGGGUGGGCACCGAGCCAUUGUUUUCAAUCGUGUCACUGGUGUCAAAGAGAAGGUUUAUCCUGAAGGGACACACUUGAUGGUUCCAUGGUUUGAAAGGCCAGUUAUUUAUGAUGUUCGUGCGCGACCACAUUUAGUAGAGAGCACAUCAGGCAGUCGUGAUCUUCAGAUGGUAAAAAUUGGUCUACGGGUUCUCACUCGUCCUGUGCCUGACCAGUUACCCACUGUUUAUCGAACUCUUGGUGAAAACUACAAUGAGAGAGUCCUGCCCUCAAUUAUUCAUGAGACUUUGAAAGCUGUGGUUGCCCAGUACAAUGCUAGCCAGCUUAUCACCCAAAGAGAGGCUGUCAGUAGAGAAAUACGAAAAAUAUUGACUGAGAGAGCUGCCAACUUCAACAUUGCAUUGGAUGAUGUGUCCAUUACAACCCUGACUUUUGGAAGGGAAUUCACAGCUGCAAUUGAAGCUAAACAAGUAGCUGCACAAGAAGCUGAGAGAGCCAAGUUUGUGGUGGAAAAAGCUGAGCAAGACAAACAGAGUGCUAUAAUUAGGGCACAGGGUGAGGCCAAGAGUGCUCAGCUGAUUGGUCAAGCUAUUGCCAACAAUCCAGCAUUUAUUACUCUCCGGAGAAUUGAAGCAUCUAGAGAAAUCUCACAAACCAUUGCAAAUUCAAACAACAAAGUGUAUUUGAAUUCUGAUGAUCUGUUGCUGAACCUUCAGGAUCUAAACUUGGAGCGAGGCGGAAAGAAGUAA